Messenger RNA from Prorocentrum cordatum, 1632 nucleotides. NCBI's taxonomy places the organism in Eukaryota, Dinophyceae, Prorocentrales, Prorocentraceae. The record is from the annotation of a GenBank genome assembly.
AUGGUGGCGUUGUCCUUUUGCAGCUUGCCCCCUGCGAGCGCGGGGCGCCUGACGGGGGCCGGCGCGUUGCUGCGCGUCGACACGCUGGGCGCCCCAGGGCCUGGGGCGUACAACGUGCCUGGCAGUUCGUCGCUGUGGCGGGCCCUCCAGAGAGCGGGGGGCGCGGCGGCGGCGGCGGCUGCGGCGGCGGCGGCGAGUGGCGCGCAGGGCCCGAGCGCGGCCGCGACCGGAGGGCCCGACGGCCGCGGUGUCGAGGCGCCCGCGCCGGCGGCAGCCGUACGUUGCGACGCGGAGCACAGAGGCCAGGGCUUGGCGGCGCCGCAGGGGGCGCUCGACGUCGGCGUGGACACGAGACGCGUCCGGUCUCGGGAGCAGACUCUGCGGCGCCUUGCGGGCGAGGCGGGCGUCCCACUGCUGCCGGCCACCCUUGACACAGUCGCCCUCCUCGCAGGUGCGCUGAAAGUGGGGCGGUACCGCACGGGGCCGGAGUACGUUUCCCUGUGGCGCCACCUGCACUGCAAAGCUGGGUUCGCGUGGGGCCCGGAAUUGUCCGCGGCGGCAAAGGAGGCCAACCGUAGCCUGCAGCGUGGCAUCGGGCCGGCGAAACAGGCAGAGACCGUGCGCUUCGAGGAGGUGCUGGAACGCGCACCGUUGACUGAGCCUGUAGCCAUAGGCGGCCCGAUCCGGCCCACUGACAUGGUCAUCGUGGCCACGGCGUGGAUGCUCCGCGGCGCGGAGGCCGCCGCCAUCCUAGGGGAGCAGGCUCGGGCGUCGGCGGAUUCCCAGGUUGCGUGCAUCGAGCUCGGGGCCACUAAGACCAACCCCGAAGGCCGCGAGUGCACGCGCAGCCUGAUGUGCUCGUGCGCUGUACCCGGCCAGGCCGGGCUCGCUGAGAAGGCGUGUCCCGUGCACGCCCUGUUGCGGAUCCUGCAGGAGAGGGAUCGCAGGGGGUGGGACGGGAAGUUCCCCCUCUUCCCGUCCGGGGGAGGCACCGCGCCCUCGAGGGAGGGGGUCGUGGCCACCCUGCGGCGAGUAGCCGGGGCGGCACGCCUCUCCGAGCAUUCGCUCAGGAGAAUGGGCGCCCAGUACUACGCGAGGCGUGGGGUUCCCAUGGCGCACAUCGAGUUCUUGGGGCGGUGGGGAGGGCCCACCGUCCGCAAGUACGUUGGGGACGCCUUGGGCGAGCGGGUCUCGGAAGCUUCCCGGGUGGCCGCGGCAGGGGGCCCGGGUGGCCGGAGCGAUCCGGGGCCCUCGUUGUCAGACCUCAAAUCGUUACUGCGAGAGGUAGUAGCGGAGUGUGGCGGGACAACCGUAGAAGCGGAGGUCGAGAAGAGGUGCGCGGCGGCAUUUGCUUCUUGGGAGGGGAAGUUGCACGCGGCCUCAGAACAGGCCCACGAGGUGUGGGCCAAGCAAUGGGCUGCCGAGCGGAAGGAGCUGGUGGGGGGCGUCCGCAGUACGGAGGGGGAGGUUCACGAGGUGGUUGUGGGUGACGCUGUGUUUCCCACGGACAUGUGGGUCGCUCGGUGCGGUUGGCGGUUCGGGCGCUCGUGGCACGAGAGGUGCCCGGUCACAGGCGUUUCGUGCAAGAAAUGCCUCGCGUCCCGUCAGCGCGCCAUCGGGCAAGUGGGGUGA